Molecule: messenger RNA, 816 nt
Organism: Caenorhabditis remanei
Lineage: Eukaryota; Metazoa; Nematoda; Chromadorea; Rhabditida; Rhabditidae
Exons: 6
Coding region: 1-816 (271 amino acids)
Source: RefSeq, a predicted model, not a curated record
AUGUUGGCUUCUGUGGACUUCUUCACCGCUCAAAUCGGAGGAGUUUUGAUGAUUUUUAUGUCUCUUAUCGGUUUGCUCUUCAAUGUUUCUGCGUUCUACCAAUAUAUUUCUUUGGAAAAGACAAGUUUUCAUAUAAUGUGUAUUUCGAAGACUAUUUCAAAUUCAUUGCAUCUUUUGGUCUAUCUGGUUUACAAUGGACCUUCAGCAUUACUGUAUACACAAAUUGGGCCAGAACUGCUGAAUAGAUAUCUGAAUCAAGCGAUUGCAUAUGGGUUGUAUUGUCAAGGACCUCUCACGCAAGCCCUUAUAACAAUCAACCGCUUCCUAAUUGUCUACUUCUCCCCAAUUAUCAUCCCAUGGUACAGCAAAUGGAUCACUUUCGGAUCUCUAUCAGCUUGCUGGAUUAUUGCAUUAUAUUUCUCGACUCUUAUUGGAUUUCCAGACUCAUGCCUACUCAGAUUCAGUCACCAGACUCUCACUUGGAUUCACGAUGACUGCCCGUAUUUUAUACAUUACAUCUUGCAAAGCGACUUCCUCUACCUUAUUCUUCCACUGGGAGUCUUCUCUAAUUGCAUGAACUUUUUCAUCGCUUUCAAGCUGUUCUUGUUAUCGAAAAAUCAAAGUCUAUCAACAGAGGCGAGUCGUCAGAGACGGAACACUACGAUUCGGUUAUUUAUUCAAAAUUGUUUUGAGGACUGGAUUUACGUAUUGGAUACCGUGAAUAGUCUGUUCAUUAGAGACAAGGUCAACGAUGGUUUUGUCAUUUUCUUGGUCACACUGGGCUCAAAUUUGAUUACUCAAGUGGCAGAUGGGUGA